Molecule: messenger RNA, 3010 nt
Organism: Cyprinus carpio (common carp)
Lineage: Eukaryota; Metazoa; Chordata; Actinopteri; Cypriniformes; Cyprinidae
Product: relaxin-3 receptor 1-like
Biological process (GO): G protein-coupled receptor signaling pathway; immune response
Cellular component (GO): membrane
Molecular function (GO): G protein-coupled receptor activity
Source: RefSeq, a predicted model, not a curated record
GCUGUCAGUGCCCGUGAAGCUACGCACGGGCAGCAGAUUUGCGCGAUAAAUAUUUUUAAAAUAUGGUUAAACAGCCUCUCAUAGUCAGAUAUAUUGAAACAGAAUUAAAAGACACCCUUGGUCUUAAAUAUCACCGUUGCAAUGUGCACGCAAAGACGAUUUUGUCCGCGGACAGCUAAACUGGCAAUGACAGACAGUAGAGACGGGACAAGUUGGAAUGAUUAGGUUCAGGAGUGAGUAACACUUAACAGGAUGGAAAAAAUACUCUAAAAACGAGCAAUGCAGAAGACUUCCGAGAUGCAAGACGAGCGCACCGACUACGCGUCUGGAAGUCUGCCGUUAAGUGAAUACAACACGACCUUCACGGCGAACAGGACUAAUGUCUCGUGGAGUGACUUUCAAGAUCUCACCGAUUUGGAUAAGCCCGAUUUUAUGGGAGACGGAUCCGCGGUCCUGAGAAUAAUCAUCUCUGUCAUUUACUCGGUUGUGUGCGCGUUGGGUUUAAUCGGUAACAUCCUCGUCCUGUAUCUCAUGAAGUCCAAACAAGCAUGGAAGAAGUCUUCGAUCAACUUCUUCGUGACCAGUUUGGCGGUCACAGACUUUCAGUUUGUGCUGACGCUUCCCUUUUGGGCUGUGGAGAACGCCAUGGAUUUCACUUGGCUGUUUGGGAAGGCGAUGUGUAAGAUAGUUUCUUAUGUCACGGCUACGAACAUGUACGCCAGCGUGUUUUUCCUCACGGCUAUGAGCGUCGCGAGAUACUGCUCCGUGGCUUCGGCGUUAAAAAGCAGGAGACGCCGGUUGCGUUUCCCAGCGCAGUGGAUGACUAUCGUUAUCUGGAUAGCAGCGGUCGGUGCCGCUCUGCCGAACGCGAUAUUUUCAACGACCGCCACGGUAUCUAACGAAGAACUGUGCCUAGUGAAAUUUCCCGAUCGGAGUGGGGAUGCGCAAUUUUGGCUGGGUUUAUAUCACGCGCAAAAAGUACUUCUGGGGUUCCUCAUUCCGUUCGGAAUAAUCACUGCCUGUUACCUGCUUCUCCUGCGCUACAUAACAAACAAAAACGUGAACACCACCAGCGCUAAGAGGCGAUCUAAAGUGACUAAAUCUGUGACUAUCGUCGUUUUGUCUUUUUUCCUGUGCUGGCUGCCGAACCAGGCGUUAACAGCGUGGGGGAUCUUAAUAAAACUCAAUGUAGUGCACUUCAGUUACGAGUAUUACACCACGCAAGUGUAUAUUUUUCCCGUCACAGUAUGUUUGGCACAUUCAAACAGUUGUCUCAAUCCCAUUCUGUACUGUUUGAUGAGAAGGGAAUUCAGAAAAGCGUUGAAAAAGCUGUUUUGGCAAAUCACUUCGCCUUCUGUGACAAACAUGAGACCGUUUACCGCCUCCACGAAGCCCGAGCAAGAUGAACACGGUCCCGCGCUGGUUCCAAUCAGUUCCGCUGAGCCCGCGCUUAUUUUUUAUCCCCCAGGCGCUGUCAUGUAUAAUGGAAGAAACGACCUUCUGCCUAACAGCACAUAACGAGUUGUUGUUGAUAAUGAGAAAUGUUUCAGACUCACACAAACUGGCUAAUAAAUAAUUAGUUCGUACAUUUUUUCUCCGCCAAUAGAAAUAAUUUUCAAAGAAACCAAAACGCAGAGUAAAAGAGUUCCAGUCUGGAACACCUUUUGGAAAUGGAACGGAGCCUCCUCAUUCAAAACCUUUCUUGAAGGGAUAGCUCACCCCAAAAUGAAAAUUCUGUCAUUAAUUUCUCACCCAUAUGAUGUUCCAAACCCGUAAGACCUUCGUUCAUCUUCUGAACACAGAUUAAGUUAUUUUUGAUGAAAUCAGAGAGCUCUCUGACUCUCCAUAGACAGUAAUGCAACCUAAAUGUUCCCAGGUGCAGAAACGUAGUAAGGUCAGGAUAAAGGUAAAACAGUCCAUGUGACAUCAGUGGCUCAACUUCAAUUGUGCGAAGCUACCAGAAUACUUUUUGUGUGCAAAGAAAACAAAAAUAACAACUUUAUUCAACAACUCUUCUCCCCGUGUCACUGAUUACUACAACGCAUGCACACACUUUCCAAAGAAAGUAAACGACGAUGAUCAACGGUUCUGGGAACAUUUAGGUUGCGUUGCUGUCUAUGCAGGAUCAGAGAGCUCUCCGAUUUCAUAAAAAAUAUCUUAAUUUGUGUUCUAAAUGUGAACGUAGGUCUUACGGGUUUGGAACUACAUGAGGGUGACUAAUUUAUGACAGAAUUUUCAUUUUGGGGUGAACUAUCCCUUUAAUUACGCCACUCUAAUCCAUUCUGGGUUUUACAUUUUCACCCUCACUAGUGAGAAAGUCUUUAAAGCGGGAGGAAAGAGCUCUUUGCUCUAGGUGAAGUCACACAAACGUCGCUCCCUUUUUAACUUCAACCCUGCGCUACUAAUAAUCUAAUCUGUAACUGUGAAAACAAUCUAAUUAGAAAAAAAAUUGUACAAACAAGUAUUUAUUAUAAUAUCUGACAGACUAUUCACAGAGCACAGUGUGGAUUCAUAUAAUUUAAUAAUGUAUCAGUUGGAUUCAUAUGAAUUAGUGAUGUAGCCUAUCAGUUGGUUAAAAUAUUUGAAAUAUUAUUAUUUAUUUAUUUAUUUUACUAUUUUCUUUCUUUCUUUUUUUAAUGAAUGAAAGGUGUUAAAACACCUGAUUUAUUUUCACCUAUUAAUUCACAGUAAGGAACAAAUAUGUAUUUUUGGUCAACCAUUACCUAAAACAAACCAUUACAUUGCUAAUAAACAUCUUACAUCAGCAAGAGAUGGGUUGCAGGAUUUAAAAAUCAUCAAAUAUAUUAGCCUGACAAGGUCAGGAGAUGGCUGAGACCAGCUAAACAUCUUAGGUUGGUUUAAGAUGUUUUUUUCAAGUGAUCAUUAAGAAGUUGUGUUACCAGUACAGGCAUGCAUGUGAACUGUGACUUUGUACAUUUGGUCAGUUAUUUAUGUUCGAUUUUACUGAUUUGUCAGACUUUAUCAUCAGAUUAAAAGAUAAUUAAUACCA